UGAAACACCACUGGUUGCAACCCCCAUAUCAGCAACCGCAGAUAAGAUCGACCAUAUCCACACACACACAUGAACCUAGAAUGGUGGGUGUAACACCAAUCAUAAGUGCUUAAUUAGCUAGAAACUAUAUCAAUCAAUCAUCUGAAAUUAGCUUCAAAAUGGGCACAAUUCAGCCCAUGAACGCUUAUGGCAUCUCUUCAUUCUCACACUCUCUCUGCUCCAAUUUCAAGAACACCAUUAACACCAGUUUCGCCAUUCAAAGACCCUCCAUCAAGUGCCAAAGUCACUCAAGGUCAAAAAUCCGAGCCAUGGCAACCUUUGAAGAUGCAUCAUCACAAGAACCCCCUUGUGUCAAUUUCGCUUUCGUUAGUUCGGUGUUGCUACCAGAUGGAACUCCCGACGUACAUUUUAGAAGCGCGACUGGUGGACAGAAACUUAGGGACAUAAUGCUAGAUUCUCAUAUCGAGUUGUAUGGACCAUAUUCUAGACCUUUGCUAAACUGUGCUGGAGGAGGAACCUGUGGUACUUGCAUGGUGGAGGUUAUUGAAGGGAAGGAGUUGCUUACACCACGAACAGACAAAGAGAAGGAGAAGCUUAAUCGGAAUCCGAAGAACUGGAGGCUCGCUUGUCAAACAACUGUGGGGAAACCGGAUUCAACAGGCCUGGUUGUGAUACAGCAAUUACCAGAAUGGAAAGGGCAUGAAUGGACACUCGGAAAGGAGCCUCCUCCAGAAUCUUAAAUUUUGUUCCUAAUUUUCUUUACGAUGUUGUAAAUGAUGAGCACGAUGAUGGUAAUAGUGUUAUAAUGUUGACACAUUCUUGAAAAAUAUAUAUAGAAUCAGUUCAUU
Lactuca virosa is the source of this 848-nucleotide messenger RNA. NCBI's taxonomy places the organism in Eukaryota, Viridiplantae, Streptophyta, Magnoliopsida, Asterales, Asteraceae. The record is from the annotation of a GenBank genome assembly.